AUGGCGACAUCAACAACACCAAGGAAGACUUGUGUUUUAUCGGAUAUAUGCAUCCUCUGUAGAUUUUCAUUUGUUCAAACUGAGAAAACGAUUGGUGGCGAAGAAAAAGUACACAAGUUUUACGAGAUGAAGUUAAAACUUAACAACGAAAGGUUAGAAAACAUAAGAAAAAUAACAGGACUGACUGACGUUGAUGUCACAAACAUAAUAAAUGCAGGUGUGUGUAAAAUAUGUUACCGCACAGUAGAGUCUGUAUUGAAGACUGAAUCCAAACAUGAUUUAAUUAAGCAGGAGUUUCAUGGGAUAGGAUUGAACACGGUGAAAACAAACAUGCUACAACUGCUCUCGCCUCGUAGAAAGACGAUCACAGAACGCAUGCUUAGGAGUCGUUCUAUGCCUUCGGCGAAAAAGCAGCCAUUUGACGUAUCUUACGUUAAGCUGGUGAAAAUGGCACCCUUUCAGGACUUGACAAAUACAUUUAUUCCAACAGAAUCAAAGAGAACAGAGGUAAUGUGGUAA
Molecule: messenger RNA, 519 nt
Organism: Ostrea edulis (European flat oyster)
Lineage: Eukaryota; Metazoa; Mollusca; Bivalvia; Ostreida; Ostreidae
Exons: 1
Coding region: 1-519 (172 amino acids)
Source: RefSeq, a predicted model, not a curated record